Molecule: messenger RNA, 1452 nt
Organism: Camponotus floridanus (Florida carpenter ant)
Lineage: Eukaryota; Metazoa; Arthropoda; Insecta; Hymenoptera; Formicidae
Gene: mts
Product: serine/threonine-protein phosphatase 2A catalytic subunit alpha isoform
Exons: 6
Coding region: 203-1132 (309 amino acids)
Biological process (GO): peptidyl-serine dephosphorylation; mitotic cell cycle
Cellular component (GO): cytosol
Molecular function (GO): protein serine/threonine phosphatase activity
Source: RefSeq, a predicted model, not a curated record
UUUGUGUGAAUGAGCGCUGCUCUCCGCUCCUACGGGAUAUUUGUGUUGCGGGACUCUCUCGGGCCAGUGGCUGGAAAAGAAAACCGAAUGAUUUAGUUUCGUGUCAGGGGGGCUCGCUCGGCGACGGAUUACAUGCGAUAGUAAGGGUGUGCAGGAAUUUGUACCGUGCGUUAAUUUCCGUGCAGACCCGGGAACAGGUACGAUGGAGGAGAAGGCGUCGCUCAAGGAACUCGACCAGUGGAUAGAACAAUUAAACGAUUGCAAACAACUGACAGAGAGCCAAGUGAAGACUCUCUGCGAUAAGGCAAAAGAAAUUCUAGCUAAGGAAUCAAAUGUACAAGAAGUAAAAUGUCCCGUAACAGUAUGUGGAGAUGUACAUGGACAGUUCCACGAUUUGAUGGAACUGUUCAGAAUAGGUGGCAAAUCACCUGAUACAAAUUAUCUCUUCAUGGGUGACUAUGUUGACCGUGGCUAUUAUUCGGUUGAAACUGUCACUUUACUCGUAGCUCUUAAGGUGCGAUAUCGAGAAAGAAUAACCAUUUUGCGGGGUAAUCACGAGUCGAGGCAAAUCACACAAGUGUAUGGAUUUUAUGAUGAAUGCUUACGUAAAUAUGGGAAUGCCAAUGUAUGGAAGUUCUUUACAGACUUAUUCGAUUAUUUACCGCUAACAGCAUUGGUCGAUGGCCAAAUAUUUUGUUUGCAUGGUGGUUUGUCGCCGUCGAUCGAUACUUUAGAUCACAUACGUGCUCUAGAUCGUCUUCAAGAAGUGCCACACGAAGGUCCUAUGUGCGAUCUAUUAUGGUCGGAUCCAGAUGAUAGAGGAGGGUGGGGUAUUUCACCACGUGGGGCAGGAUAUACUUUCGGUCAAGAUAUUUCUGAAACAUUCAAUCAUUCUAAUGGAUUAACGCUUGUAUCCCGAGCUCAUCAAUUGGUCAUGGAAGGUUAUAAUUGGUGUCACGACCGCAAUGUUGUGACCAUAUUCUCUGCACCUAAUUACUGUUAUCGUUGUGGAAAUCAAGCUGCAAUCAUGGAAUUGGAUGAUGCUUUAAAAUAUUCAUUCCUACAGUUUGACCCAGCACCAAGACGUGGAGAACCACAUGUUACCAGGCGAACGCCAGACUACUUCCUCUAAAAGGUUAGGCUUCAGGGCUAAGUGUCAAGGUAGGGGAAUGGAAAUGCGCGAUCCUGACUUUAUAGUGACGCCAGAUAACAUAACUUAUAAUAGAACAUCGCUAAAUGAGUGUGAGGCUCAGACAAGUUCUCAUAUACCACAUAUAGCUCCAAGUAUUAUAUCAUGGCUCACUUUGUGGUGUCUCAUUGAGAGAUAGAAUAGAUUACACGCACAUUUUGUGCGUGCCUUACACAAUACAUGUAGACACAUUACUUGUACACUAAAGAAGAAAAAAUACAAUAAUGUACACACGUAUCGAUUAAAUUCACUUGUAGCAUUGA